Oreochromis niloticus (Nile tilapia) is the source of this 1527-nucleotide messenger RNA. RefSeq lists its product as uncharacterized. The record is from RefSeq and is a predicted model, not a curated record. The transcript is spliced from 4 exons. NCBI's taxonomy places the organism in Eukaryota, Metazoa, Chordata, Actinopteri, Cichliformes, Cichlidae. Bases 158 to 565 code for a protein of 135 amino acids.
AUUCCGGAGAUUUUUGCGGCGUAAAAAAAACCAAAGGAGGCGAGCCUGGACGAAGAAAGUUUCUCCUUCCUGCGUGACUGCGGAGCGGGAGUUUGCAUACCUCACCGCGCAACUUUCCACGAAGCUUUUCGAGUGUUUCUUAGCGAGAAAGCUAAGGAUGACCACCAAAAGUGCUGUCAGGCCCGAUGAAGGCCUGAUGAUGAUGCAGGAGCUUGAUGACCGCCUGAAAGAGCAGAUUGACAAACUGGAGCAUGUUCGUCUCGCUGCUGUUGAACUGAAGGAUAACUUGUCUGGGAGCAACAGUGAUCUAAGCCAGUCUAUCAGUGACCAUUUGGAGUGGCUGAAUCACCUGUCUGAGCGAGUUGAAACUCUUCACAUGAACACAACUGUUUUUAUUCAGAUGAAUCCAAAACCUCGUGCAUGGGCAGGAAAACAGAGUUCCAAAUAUGGGUACCGCUGGGGUCGUCUCCACCAAGCAGAUGAUGCUCUGUCAGAGUUUGGCUGGUCCCCCAUUCGCACACGACGUGGCAGCGAUGCGGCCUCUGAAAUGUCCUGUAAUUGGUGACCGUGUAACCAGCUCCAUAUGUCAGCUGAGGUUCCAAAAUAACAUGACUAUGUUUCACAUUUUGUUAUAGCUACAGUUUUCAUGGAUUUAAUACUUUUCUGUGGUUUUGGUCUGCUGUGUACUAUGUUACUGAACACCCUGUAUUGUUAUUAAAACCAUGGCUUUUUAGUUUUGGUUACCUUUGGGUAAGAUUCUCUCUUCUCAGCUCUGUCUUUUAGCAACUUAAACAUUUUUACAUAGUUAAACUCUCUAAACAUUUUUGAUAUAUUGCAAAGUAGGAAAUUUGUUACUUUAUUAAGUUUAUAAGUUAUGUUUCAAAAACUGUAAAUAGUGCGAUGACUUCACUCUUGUUUCGGCUGCUCUCUUUAGGGGUCAUCUACUUCCAUCUCAAACAUCCUAUGUCAUUCCACAACCACAACUUGUCUCCUUAUUAUUCACUCAUGUAUUCUGUCUUCUACUGACUUUAAUUCUUUAUGGAAAUCUUGUUCUCAAUGAUUCACAUGUUUGAUUCGGCAAAGAUUUUAUUUAUCCGGGCUUUGAGACCGGCAAUAGGGGUACACUGGCUUGUGUGGUGACUUCACACAAAUCUCGUAACAACAAUAUAGGGGCACUUCGGUUUGUGUCCGUGUCUGAUGCAAGGUGCUGUUUAACCGUGAAAUCACCGCACGCUUUGGCCGGCAGAGGUCGCUGCUGACAGGCUACCAUUAUGUCAUUGUUAACCACACUGUUGUGAAUAAAGUUUUGGCAGAACGCGUGGUCGAUAAUUCUGGAAGGUGCGCCUGGUUAGUUAAAGUAUAAACACCUUUCCCCGAAGGAAACUCAGCUAAACUUAUUUUUGUAUAUAUAUUCAACGUUACGGGUAUUGCGUGAACAACCGACAAACAUGGCAGAAAGCGACUGGGACACCGUAACUGUCUUGAGGAAGAAGGGGCCGACUGCUGCCCAGGCCAAAUCCAAGCAGG